Messenger RNA from Cordyceps militaris CM01, 873 nucleotides. RefSeq names its product pyroglutamyl peptidase type I, putative. The transcript is spliced from 3 exons. Bases 1 to 873 code for a protein of 290 amino acids. The record is from RefSeq and is a predicted model, not a curated record. Gene Ontology annotation, biological process: proteolysis. NCBI's taxonomy places the organism in Eukaryota, Fungi, Ascomycota, Sordariomycetes, Hypocreales, Cordycipitaceae.
AUGGGUGACGCCCGCCUUGACCACGACAUGGGCUCAGAACCCAGAGAAGACGAGUUUACCAUUCUCGUCACGGGCUUUGGGGUAGGUUCUCCUCCCAACCAGUUCCCCAGUGACCUCAUCGCCACUUCCCACCCCGCCCUCGUCUUCCGCAACCCCGCGACCGAGGCGCCGUUUCGCGCCCAGUACCCCGUCAACCCGUCGUGGGAGAUUGCCCGCGGCCUGCCCGCCUAUCUGCCGCCUCUGCGCGGCAAGGACGACGGUGACCCCGCCGCCGACUCGGACCUGCCGCCGGUGCGCAUCCUCGUCCACCCAGAGGCGAUCCGCGUCACGUACCAGGACGUGCGCGCGCUGGCGCCGAGCUUCUGGGACGGCGCGUACGGCGGCGGCGGCGGCGCCCAGCAGCGGCGCAUCGACGCCUGCGUGCACAUUGGCAUGGCGAGCGCGCGUCCGCGGUACGCGCUCGAGCGGCGGGCGCACCGCACCGGCUACCGCACGCCCGACGUCGCGGGCGAGUUUCUCGAGGACGAGCUGCCGGGCGGCCAGGAGGACGAGCGCUGGAUCUGGCACGGGCUGCCGGACGAGCUCGAGUCGGCGCUUGAUAUACCGAAUGUCCAUCGCCGCUGGAAGGAGCUCAGCUCGCCAGAGGUGGAUUUGAGAAUCUCGGACGACCCCGGCCGCUACCUAUGCGACUUCAUCUACUACUCCAGCCUGGCGACGCUGCACAAGCAGCAGCGCCCCGGAAAGGUCUGCUUCUUCCACGUCCCUGCGGAUGCCUCGGACGGGGCGGUCGAGCGCGGCCGCGAGCUUGCCCUCAACCUCAUUCGCUCCAUUGCCGAAAGCGAGAUGGCCGAGAAGAAGCGCGCCGCCCAAUGA